CGGAAAUGUGUCCAUCUUGUCAGGGCAACGAGCGAUAACGUCUGUUUCAAAUUCACCAUGAAUCCACUAACCAAGGUGAAGUUGAUCAAUGAGCUGAAUGAGAGAGAAGCGAAUUUGGGUAUUAAAGAGACGGUGUCCUGGCACUCAGAGUAUAAAGACAGCGCCUGGAUAUUCGUUGGAGGGUUUCCGUAUGAACUCACGGAGGGUGACAUCAUCUGUGUCUUUUCCCAAUAUGGGGAGAUGGCCAACAUCAACCUGGUACGUGAUAAAAAGACAGGCAAAUCCAAAGGCUUCUGUUUCAUCUGCUAUGAGGACCAGAGAAGCACUAUCUUGGCUGUUGACAAUUUAAACGGGAUUAAGAUUAAAGGGAGAACCAUCCGUGUAGACCAUGUGAUGAACUACCGCCCCCCCAAAGACAACGAGGACCUCGAUGACAUCACCAAGCGUCUGAGGGAGGAGGGAUGUGCCCCCAAAAUGCCGGACCCUUCGUCAUCCGAGGAGGAGGAAGAGUACGCCGUCUCUGUGAAGAAGGCCAAGAAAGAUAAGAAAGAGAAGAAGAAGAAAAAGAAAGAGAAGAAGAAAGAGGAGAAGAAAAAGGUCCUGAAGUUGGAGCAGCAGGAGAAGCACCCUCAGGAGUCUGAUCCCGUCAGAGUCAAGCAGGAGAAGGAGGACGAGGCCUACGACAAGUACAACCAGCGGGGGGCGCCAGAGCGCCAUGGCUCCCAGCUUCGCAGUCCCCGGGACAACGCGGCGUUCCGCCAUCGCCACGGAGACCAGCGGGACGGGAACAGAGAGAGGGAGGAGGAGGAGGGGUGGAGAGACGGGGGAGUGGAGAGGAAGUGGGAGGGAGGAGUGAGGAACCGGGACAGCUGGAGAACGGGCAGGGAAGAACGAGAGGAGUUGGACGUUCCGCCGAGAGAAAGCGGCGACCGGGAGAGGGAAAGACCGAGGGAAAGAGAUGGCGACAUGGAUAGAAACAGAGAGAGAGAGAAAGAAAGAGUUAGCGAUAGGAGUAGAGGGAUGGAUCGAGAUAGGAGUAGAGAGAGAGACAACGACAGAAAUCGAGAUAGUGACAGAUACAACAAACACAAGGAGGGGGGCAGUCGAGAAGGCGAACACAGGAGACACAGGUGAACCUGUCGCCUAACAAGACUGACCAGGAGACACUGAGGUGAACCUGUCGCCUAACAAGACUGACC
Hypomesus transpacificus is the source of this 1199-nucleotide messenger RNA. It is a transcript of the gene rbmx2, whose product is annotated as RNA binding motif protein X-linked 2. The coding region runs from base 58 to 1134 and encodes 358 amino acids. Gene Ontology annotation, molecular function: RNA binding. Gene Ontology annotation, biological process: mRNA splicing, via spliceosome. Gene Ontology annotation, cellular component: precatalytic spliceosome; catalytic step 2 spliceosome; U2 snRNP. The transcript has 6 exons. Lineage: Eukaryota; Metazoa; Chordata; Actinopteri; Osmeriformes; Osmeridae. The record is from RefSeq and is a predicted model, not a curated record.